Molecule: messenger RNA, 1156 nt
Organism: Psylliodes chrysocephalus
Lineage: Eukaryota; Metazoa; Arthropoda; Insecta; Coleoptera; Chrysomelidae
Source: the annotation of a GenBank genome assembly
UCUUUAACUGAACGUAUAACGAGAAACAUUGUUUAAAUUUUCUUGAAUGAAAAUGAGAUUUUUUUUCAUAACUUUUUUAAUGUUUUUGUUUACUCUCACGUACGCUGAAGAAGAGAAUUGCGAUUAUCAUGGACACUUGAUCUACGAAGACUUGGGAUGCAAACCAGUGACCAAAGAUGGUCAUGCUUGUCCUGUCGAAUAUAAGUGUAAUUUCGAAGUCAAAAACAAUACUUGCACUUUCAGAGGACGAAGUGUUCAGCCCUAUGAAAAACUCACUGAUGAUGAUACUUAUGCAGCUUGUAUUAUCGGUUGUUAUUGUCAAUCGACCAACAAAUUUGAAUGUGCCGAAUUGGAUUGCCCCGAAUGGUUAGGCGAAUCUGUGACAUUUGGAUGUUACCGAAAGUACGAGCUUGGAAAAUGUUGUUCCGAGGGCGAAAUAUGUCCCACCGAAUCUACGCCAACAGCCGAAUGUAAAACUACUGGAGGCAAAUACGUAGAAGGCGAAAAAUAUUAUCCUGCUAACACUUGCUUGGAGUGCGUUUGCAACAAAGGAUACGAAGGCAAAAACGAAUCGCCAUUUUGUAGGAAACAAAUGUGCGCCGUUGAAGUAGAUCACAGCAAAGAAGUGCACAAAUACUGUGCACCACAUUACGAUGGUACCGACUCCAAAGCACUUUGUUGUCCUAGCGGGUGGGUGUGUCCUUCAAAUAAUGAUAAAGUGCUACCAGCUAAUCCUGAAGCAACUGUUUCAGAUCUCAAAUGUAGAUAUGGAGAUAAAAUCUUAAAAUUGGGUGAAAGAAUACAAGGUCAAUACAGAGCGUUCGAUAAUUCCCUAAAUGAUUCUCAAUGCGAAUGCAUUGUACCUCCGUUGAUGACUUGCAGAGAUGUUCCGAAAAUUACUCCAACUCCAACAAUCACUACUCCAUCACUAAUAAUCAAACACAUUCCAAAUUAAUUCUGAAUGUUUAUUAUUCCAUUCCUAUUGUUUAAUUUGUUAAAACCAGUGUUAAUUAUAUGUACCCAAUCAAUAAAUAAAUAUUAUUUAUCAUCGGUUUAGAACUUUAAAGUACUUGUACGAUAAAUAAAAGGAUUUGCAAUCAUUCUUCAUGCGGCAAAUAAAUACAUCUACAUCUACUAUAAGGUUUACAAAAAUUAC